This is a messenger RNA of Naegleria lovaniensis, 2355 nucleotides long. RefSeq lists its product as uncharacterized. The transcript has a single exon. NCBI's taxonomy places the organism in Eukaryota, Heterolobosea, Eutetramitea, Acrasida, Naegleriidae. The coding region runs from base 1 to 2355 and encodes 784 amino acids. The record is from RefSeq and is a predicted model, not a curated record.
AUGGAAGACUUUGUGAUUUCCAAUCUUGUUCCAUUAAUAGAGGAGACAAAGCUCAAAAUCAAUGGCUGUUGCCAAGAUGAUGAGCGCCAUCAACAAUUCAAAACUCUUGAAAAUAGCAUUCUCUCAUUUACGAACAAAUUUAUUGAUUUACAAAUUCCGAUCGUGCAAUCUCUACAAAACUUGAUUGAAAGUAUCAACCACUCAUCAUCAACCCAUUCAAACCACACCACAGCCACAGUAAUACCAUCAUCUUCCAUAGAACCCUCUUCAAACGUUUCUCUACAACAAGUCUCUGUUCUUGAAACAUUGCAUCAUUGCUGUGAAAUUUUAAUGUUACGAGUUCGGAAAGAGGAUUUUUGGCAGAACCAUGAUGAUAAUGGUAAAACUAUGAGUAACACUCAAAUUCAAUCAUGUUUGUUGAACACCAUUCACAUGGAAAACAAUCCUAACAGUAAUGAAACGUCUGAACAAACACAUUUCUCGAGUCCACUUGAAAUAUCCAAUCAAGACAUUUCAUCCUCUCUCAUCAUUAUUGACACUUGUUUGUUGUAUUUCAUUCUUCAACUGCUCCUGAAUCACACUUCUCCAAAGCAACAAACAAAGAGUACUGAAAGCUCCAAAACGAAUGCCAAAACUCUCGACUCGAACAUUCAACGAUUGAAACAAUUGCUCACUGGAAAAUAUUUGCAAUUUGCACUCUUGACCUUUCUCAAAUUUAAAUUCUUGAACAAAUUGAGGUCAUUGGGGGAAGAACAAACGAUUGAAUUAUUUAAUAUGAACGAGUUAGAUUCAGAAAUUGUUGAAAAGUUAACUGUUGCUACGAAAUCGAACCAUGACACUCAACAAGUGAAAAUUUGUCUGAACAAACCAAUUCAUAUUUGUGAAUUAAUAUUUCAAUUACUGUUAGUGAUACCCAUUCAUUUGAAAGAGGAAGAAGACAUAUUCAAUACCAUGUUGAAAUAUUCUCCCACAUGUCAUGCUGAUUUGGCUGUAUGGUAUUCCAUUUCAAAGUUUCAGAAAUAUUCACAUGAAAAACAAAUGAGUCAAAUUCAAAAUUCACAGAAUUCAAUAACAUUUCCAUCAAUUCUAUUGAAGUUGAAGGAAAAGCUCUCUUCCUUUAAUUUGCGGCAUUGUAUGAAGUUAGUUCGUGGAACUUUAUUUGACAAACAAGAUGAAAUUAAGAAAGAGUUGCUAUUGAGAUGGAUUUCUGCAUGCACUAUAUUACACACCCUCUCCAAUACACAAGGAACUGAUUCAAAGCAUUUUACCGAGAUUUCAAAGCACUACUUUUCGAAUGUCAUUGAAAAUGGACAUGAAUUGUUAAAGUACCCGAGUUCGUAUCCAUCACAUUCUUUUCACUACCUAUUUCAUGGAAUAUUGAAUGCGUUACGAAAUUACAUAAUUGCACAAACAGGUGCUGGAAGCAAAUAUGCUCUAAUAGAUAGAGCUCAAUUUUUUUCAAAUAUUGACAAGUAUAUUCUUGAUAAUGACAAGAUGUCAAGUUGUGAAAAUUUUAGAACGUAUUUGGCAAUAUUGAUGAAACUUUAUUUUACUACCUCGUCAUUUUCUAGUUAUCAACGAUUGAAUGGAGCGCUUUUAAAACUACUUCAGAUGGUAAAUACAACCAAUGAUAUGAUAAGAAUACUUACCAUUACUGAAUGUGAACAGAAUAGAACAAUAGAUCAAAACAAUGCAUUCUUCACUGUUCGAAAUUCCAUCGUGUUUCAAUUAGUAUCCAACAGCACUGAGAUCAACAAGUUGGUUUCGGACUCCAUCGAUGAGGCUCGACAAUAUGAAAUUAAUGGAAAGCCAUGUGUCCAACGAUACAAACAUGUGAGUGAGAAUAUGAUUGCAAAUUCUAAACAAUUAUUCACUCAUGUACUGAAAAGCUUUGUCACUCAAUAUCAUUAUGUGUUUCCAACAAGUUUGAGAGAAAUUUUUGCAACGAUCGCAUGUGUGAAAUUGGACUUUAAGCACACAAUAACUCCACAAAGCAUGGCUACAUUGAUUUGCGAUCAUUCUUUUGCGUUAUUUUAUGUGUUUGAAGGUUAUAGAAUUAUGUGUUCCAGUGUGACCUAUAAGUACUUGUCACAAUUAACAGAUUACUGUAUCGCAUAUAUGCAACACGAUGAUAUGAGUUUUAUUGAACAAUCUAAGGAUGAACACGGUUUGUUGAAACCCAUUCCUACAUUUUCGUCGUUUGUGAGGGAAUUAUGUUACCUUAAUUCAAUAUUUGUAAAUACCUAUGGCAAACAUUUUCAUGAGCGGAAAAGCUUAAUAUGUGGCGUGAUGGAACGGAUUGUGAAAGAAGGAGGUAGUCCGUAUUUUGAUGUAGAAGUGAUCACUGUUUGUUGA